UCCCUUCGGUGCAAACCGGUUGACCUGCCUCCUCCUUCCCGCCACCUCCCCCCGCGGUAAUGAUUAACAGCCUCGCGGGGAGGGGGAAGCGAGGGGAUAAAGGGGGCUUGGCUGGAGAAAGGGGGCAGACAACUCCAGCCGGUCCCGCGCCCGCUUCUCGCCGUCGUCGACGUCCGUUUCGGCCUCCCCCAUGACUCGCGCCGCGACGCCAGGGCUGCUGCUGCUCCUCCUCCUCGCCCGGGUGCUGCUGCUGUGCCGCCCGCUGGCCGGGCACCCCGGGCAGGGAGAGGCCACUUGGUCUCGCUUCGCCCGGCUGCCCUUCGAGGAUGAGCUCUUCCUGGACGACACGUUCCCCGACGGCUUCCUGUGGGGGGCGGGCAGCGCGGCGUACCAGGUGGAAGGCGCCUGGAGCCAGGACGGCAAGGGGCCCUCGGUGUGGGACGCCUUCGCGCAACACCUCCCCUGGGCCGCCGACGAGCCGAAGACGCCGUCGGGGGACGUGGCCAGCGACAGCUACAACCGCGUCGAGCGCGACCUGGAAGCGCUGAGCCUACUGGGGGUGUCGCACUACCGCUUCUCGCUGCCCUGGGCGCGCCUGCUCCCCAACGGCACGGCGCCCGCCAACCCCGCCGCCGUGAAGCAUUACGCGCACUUUCUCGCCGGCCUGAGGCAGCGCGGCGUCGAGCCCGUGGUCACCCUCUACCACUGGGAUCUGCCCCAGCGCCUUCAGGAGCUCCAUGGCGGCUGGCAGAGCCCGGCUCUGGUCGGCUUGUUCCAGGACUAUGCCGAGCUCUGCUUCAGGCACUUCGGCGAGCACGUGCGCUUCUGGCUCACCAUGGACAACCCUUACCUCGUGGCGUGGCAUGGCUACGCCACGGGCAAGCUGGCCCCUGGCGUGCGGGGAGGGCGGGAGGUGGGCUACCGCGUGGCUCACCACCUCCUCCAGGCUCAUGCCAAAGUGUGGCAUCUUUACAACGAUCAUUUUCGUCCUUCACAAAGAGGUAAAGUGUCAAUUGCCUUAGGUUCACACUGGAUAAGACCUCUACAUAUGACUGAAAACAGUAUUCAUGAGUGCCAGAAAUCUCUUGACUUCGUGCUGGGCUGGUUUGCUAAACCUAUCUUUAUUGAUGGAGACUAUCCCCAGAGCAUGAAGAGCAAUCUUUCCUCUGUGCUGCCUGAGUUCACCGAAGCAGAGAAGAAGUUUGUCAGAGGGACAGCAGAUUUCUUUGCUCUUUCGUUUGGGGCCACGUUGAGUUUCCAUCUCGUGGAUGCUGGCAUGUUAUUCCGCCAGGUGGAAUCGCUAAGCCUGAGGCCUCUGCUUUACUGGAUAAGCAGCGAAUAUAACAAACCAGAGAUCUUCGUUGUGGAGAACAGCUGGUACGUUUCUGGUAACACUAAGACCGAUGACUCCAAGUACACGAAUUAUCUUAAAAAUUUCAUUAUGGACACUCUGAAAGCUGUCAGGUAUGAUGGAGUUACUGUCAUCGGGUACACGGCUUGGUCUCUCAUGGAUGGCUUUGAAUGGCUCAGGGGCUACAGUGUUCGAAGGGGUCUGUUUUACGUUGACUUUCAAAGUCAGGAUAAGAAACUGAUGCUAAAGUCUUCAGGAAUGUUUUACCAGAAGGUGAUAGAGAACAAUGGCUUCCUCCCAGCACCAGAAGACCAGCCCAUAGAAGGGACUUUCCCCUGCGGUUUUGCUUGGGGAGUUACAGAAAGCUUUCUUCAGGUAGAUGCCACACGAUCCCAGUUCCUUGACCCUAAUGUUUAUGUUUGGGAUGUCCAUCAUACAAAGAAGCUGAUUAAAGUUGAUGGAAGGGGUGCCCCAAAUCGCAAGCCCCACUGUGUUGAUCUUCCGGCCAUCAGGCUCCAGAUUUCUUUACUUCAGGAAAUGCAUGUCACACACUUCCAUUUUUCGCUGGUGUGGCCUUUGAUUCUCCCUCUAGGUAAUGAAUCUUACGUUAACCACACUCUCCUGUUUUACUACCAGUGUUUUGUCAGCGAACUACUCAGAGUCAAUAUAACUCCUGUCGUUGCUUUGUGGCAACCCAUGGGUGAGAAUCAAGGGCUUCCUCUUCCUCUCGCUGAGCAUGGAGGAUGGGAGAACCGGCAGAUCGUGGACGCUUUUGUUGAGUAUGCUAGGUUCUGCUUUAAAAAACUUGGCCAGUAUGUCAAAUUUUGGAUCACAAUGAACGAGCCUAGCGAUGACAACUUGACAUACAAAGGAGCACAUAACCUGCUGAAGGCCCAUGCCAAAGCAUGGCGCCUGUACGAUAAAACAUUCAGGAAGACUCAGAAAGGUAAAAUCUCAAUCGCCUUCCAUGCCAUCUGGGUUGAGCCCUUUUCGAAAAACGAUUACAGUGCAGCCAGACGAGUUUUGGAGUUUAAAAUUGGCUGGCUUGCUGAGCCUAUCUUUGGAAGUGGUGACUACCCAGAUGUGAUGAGGCAGUGGCUUCACUGGAAGAACAGCCUAGGCUCCCAUUACUUACACUUGCCUUAUUUCUCGGAGGCGGAAAGAAACCUAAUACGUGGUUCGUUCGACUUUUUCGCCUUGAGCCACUACACCACGACUCUCGUAAGCGCCAUAAACGAAGACCCCAUCAAUUAUGACCACCUCCUUGAGGUCCAAAAGCAAAAUGACAUCACUUGGGUGAAGUCACCUUCCAGAACUCCAGUGGUGCCCUGGGGGUUACGCAAGCUCCUCGCAUGGGUCAAGGAUAAAUAUGGCGACAUCCCAAUCUACAUCCUAGCCAGUGGAAUUGAUGACGGGCAGAAACUGGAUGAAGACAAACUGAGAAUAUAUUACAUGGAGCGGUAUAUCAACGAAGCCUUGAAAGCCUACACCUUGGAUAAUGUUAACCUCCGUGGCUAUUUUGCCUAUUCUUUCAGUGAUAGGGGUGAUCCUAGAUCAUAUGGACUCUAUCGAUAUACAGUGAAUCAAUAUGAGCCAAAGUCUUCCAUGAUGCAUUAUAGACAGAUUAUUGACAAUUACACCUUUCCUGGCUCGGAAACCGCUGGCUUGCUCUGCCUCAAAGAGCUUAUUCUGUGCCCAGAAUGUGACUCGUUGCAACCCAGAAGAUCUUUGCUUGCUUUCAUUUCUUUUAUAUUGUUUUCUUUCAUUGUUACUGUAUUUCUGAUCACUUACUACUCCAAGAAGGUCAAUAGAAGGCAUGAAUACGGCUUUCCUGCAGCUCAUUGUCCUUCAUAUGCAUUUCCUGGGGGAGCUCAGAAAUAAUUAUACACCCGACUGUGAUUAUUGUUGCACCAUGAAAUCAUUCAUGCUGCCCAGUGUUGUGGAGCACUAAAUGUGAAAAAUGGAUUGUGUCCAUGAAGCUUGUGUCACUCCUCUCUGUAUUAGCACUUUAGGUUAGCAGGCUUUUUUCCUGGUUUGCUGGUGGUGUAGCACCCAACCCCUGAUCCACUGAGGGAGAGUCAUGGUGAGAAUAAUGCUUCAUGCAUAGUGAGGUCAGUGCAGGCCUCAUUGAAAAUACUGAAUGUAUCUUUUAUUGAGGAUGGGGGGCGUUCUAACUUCUGUUUGAUCAUACCUGAUAUUUUGAAAUUUUGCUUUUCUUCCUCUGAUUGUGAAUUUCUAAUUCCAUCCUAGAGAAUCCUUGUUUGUUUUAGCUGAAGGACUAAAAUUAGUCUGAUGGAAUGAUCAUUUGAUUCACUUAGACAUAUGUUGUAUUUUGGUUAGAUGUGAGUAGUAGGGUUUGCAUGUAACACUAAACCAUGUUUCGGGCAUUUAUGAUACUGUACCUACCUUCCCCCCACCUCCCCUCCCCUUUCCUCCAGCAAUGAGAAGAGUGGCAGAUUCCAUUUCGAAACCCUAAACUGUGGUUUAGCUUAACUGCGGCUGGUUAAAACAAU
Lacerta agilis (Sand lizard) is the source of this 3864-nucleotide messenger RNA. It is a transcript of the gene KL, whose product is annotated as klotho. Lineage: Eukaryota; Metazoa; Chordata; Lepidosauria; Squamata; Lacertidae. The record is from RefSeq and is a predicted model, not a curated record. Bases 191 to 3232 code for a protein of 1013 amino acids. The transcript is spliced from 5 exons. Gene Ontology annotation, molecular function: hydrolase activity, hydrolyzing O-glycosyl compounds. Gene Ontology annotation, biological process: carbohydrate metabolic process.